Molecule: messenger RNA, 1269 nt
Organism: Oryzias latipes (Japanese medaka)
Lineage: Eukaryota; Metazoa; Chordata; Actinopteri; Beloniformes; Adrianichthyidae
Product: CD81 antigen
Cellular component (GO): plasma membrane
Source: RefSeq, a predicted model, not a curated record
UCCUCCUCUGACAAAGACCGUGUGAUCCCUGGAAGUACAUAGGUCUCACAAACCCUUGAUUUGGGCAAGUAGAGCAUAUCCAGGAAUUGCUCAAACAUGGCUGUUGCGGGCUGCACGAAAUGCAUAAAAUAUAUGUUAUUUUUCUUUAAUUUCAUUUUUUGGCUGGCCGGAGGAGUGAUCCUGGGAAUGGCCCUGUGGUUACGCCAUGAUAGUCAAACCAGCAAACUCCUCAUUCUUCAGUUUGAUGGCCAGCAGGCACCAAGCACUUUUUACAUCAGUGUGUAUAUCCUGAUAGCGGUUGGAGCUGUGAUGAUGCUCGUGGGCUUCCUAGGAUGUUAUGGUGCCAUUCAAGAAUCUCAGUGUCUGUUGGGAACUUUCUUUUUCUUUUUGGUGAUCCUCUUUGCAUGUGAAGUGGCUGCAGCUCUCUGGGGUUUCAUGAACAAGGACACCAUUUCCAAAGAACUCAUCAAUUUUUACGACGCUGCUUACAUCAAGGCUGUGGAUGUGUCAGACCCCACCAGUAAAGACUCAGCCACCAAAGUUCUGGAUGUUUUCCACACUGCACUUGACUGCUGUGGAAAAGGAAAUGACACAGCUCUCUUCAAACAUGUUGCUGCAUCUUUGUGUCCAGGAAAAACUCUACAGAAUCCUUCACAGAGCUGUCACACAAAGCUGACAUGGCUGUUCUCAGAGAAGCUCUACCUCAUCGGACUGGCUGCCUUGGCGGUUGCCGUCAUCAUGGUCUUUGAGAUGAUCUUCACCAUGGUACUCUGCUGUGGCAUCCGAAACAGCCCUGGAGUCUAUUAAAAGUCUAUCAAGCAGCAGCAAACUCCAACAUCUGUUUUUUUUUGAGUCUCCAGUCUCUGCUGUGCGCUGUGGGGUUUAUAUGUAUCAUUUUAUUUUAGAUCAAGUCAUUUUUUUUAAUUUUAAAAACAUUGUGAAUCUGUUGCUAUUAAUCUUUACUUUCUAGCAGGCAGACAUUUAUAAUUUACAGCAUACCACAUGCCAAAGUUCCAAUUCAUGAAUGCAUGCAUUAAAAAGUGUCUUUCAGUCAUUGUUUUUGUUCAUGUGUAAAUUGUACAUACACUUAUGUUGUUAACAUUCAGGAGUGUGACAGUGUUAUUUAAGCGGCAAGGAUGCUUCUACUUCAGUAUGACUGUGUCUCUCUUGGCCCCUUAGUGUAUUAACUUCUGAUGCAUUUUUUUGAUUAAUCAGAACGUUUUUUUUAGGUUUUCUUUACUCAAAGAUCUAAUAAAAUGUGCAACUUCA